Nanorana parkeri is the source of this 2601-nucleotide messenger RNA. Its product is annotated as adhesion G protein-coupled receptor E3-like. Gene Ontology annotation, cellular component: membrane. Gene Ontology annotation, molecular function: G protein-coupled receptor activity. Gene Ontology annotation, biological process: adenylate cyclase-activating G protein-coupled receptor signaling pathway; cell surface receptor signaling pathway. The record is from RefSeq and is a predicted model, not a curated record. The transcript has 19 exons. The coding region runs from base 1 to 2601 and encodes 866 amino acids. Lineage: Eukaryota; Metazoa; Chordata; Amphibia; Anura; Dicroglossidae.
AUGGCCUAUGACAGCUCAGGGAUCGGAAGUGAUGGAAUCUGCAUCUCUCCCGAUCCCAUCGAAUGGGAAGCGGAGACACUGAACCGUGACCAGCCAAGGCGCACGCAGACAUGUGCAGGCUUGGCUAGUACUCAGAUCACUUCCUGCUCCUUCCCAAUCACAGGAAUUCGGUACUUGCCUGAAGAAGCUAUUCAUUUUACCAAGUGCUCACCAACUUCCGAUGAGUGCCCUAAGGAUUCCUCUUGUGUAGAAACCAAGCGUGGAUACUACUGUGCUUGCGAUAACGACUUCUACAAUGACAGAGACUGGCUGACGAUAACUUACCCUGGAGGACAGUGUUCUGAUAAAUGUACAGACGAUGAGGAUUGUCCUGGGGGUGCCAGCUGUCAAAACCAAGUUUGUUACUGUCCACCCCAACAGUGCGAUUCAAAAUAUUUGCCAGCGUGCGUUAGGAAGAUACGACUGAAUGGGAAAUGCACAGCUGGGGGAUGGCGGUUUGGAUCCUUGGAGGCAGUGUUCAGUGGGUACAUAUCUGGACGGGGGACCCAUCCGUGGUGUGGGUGUCCUCCAGUAGUCGGACGGUCAGAUUGGUAUGACCGCCCCGAGCAACAGUACAACGCCACCAACGCAAAUGACACCAAGUGUGGAGAUCAGUACAACAACAGCAACAAUACACAGUACACCUUGGAGAACCUUCACCGUCCCGACGCCACAAAUGUCACAGCCAGUAGAGAAAGUCGGGUCAUCCUCCUUCUAUGCAGUGCGGUGGAGGUGUAUGAAUCCCAGAACAUUUGCCAAGUAGAGCAGCUCACAUACUACAAUGUGAAGGCCAUUAUGUCUCUUCUACUACAGGAUGCAUUUUGCACUUUGUUGAGGGAGAACGCUCGCAUUCAGGAACAAUCCUGUCAAACAAAUGAGACCAACAUUUCCGUGGAGCAAGUAGCUCAGAAAUUCACCAAUGUUCUCAACCACGUUACCCUGACCAACUUGACCACCUCAGAGCGACGAUCAGCUGUCACCUCUAUAGUUACUAGCGUAGAGAACUCGCUGUUGGAGAUGUUCUCUAAAGAUCUACAGAACCAAAACAUCAGCACUCCAGAACUGGAGGUUCAGACGAAGGUUUCCAGAGAUGUAUGUGGUACGGGAGCCCCGUCCAUAACCCUGACUGUCCUGGAUAACAUCAUGAGCGUGCCAUGUACACAUGUGACCAGAGAUACGGAUGGAGCAAUCUUAAUUUCCUAUAAAGGACUUGAGACAUUAGGAGAAAACGACCAAGAAGAUACAGAGGAGAUUAUUUCCCCCAUAAUCAGUGGAGCCAUCACCAGUCCCAAUAUAGAAAUCCUGGAGCCCCCGGUGGCCUUCUACCUGAAACAGCUGAAGGUCGUUCCUCCUUCCUUCAUCGUCCGAUGUGUGUUCUGGGACACAGAGGAAAGGGUUUGGUCAAGCCGAGGAUGCGAGACCAAGAUGGCCGACAGAGAGAACAGCACUCUCUGCAUCUGCAACCACCUGUCCACCUUCGCUGUCCUCAUGGCACUCAGUGACAUCCAGGAGGAUGGUGGCCUCAUUCUGAUCUCUCGCAUUGGCCUGAGUGUGUCCCUCGUCUGCCUGUGUCUGUCUCUGCUCACCUUCACCAUGUGCCGGUCUAUAAGGAGCGCUCACACCUCUGUCCUGACGGCUCUCUGCCUGUGUCUCUUCAUUGGACAGAUUCUGGUUCUGUUCGGUCUUCAUCAGACUGGCAAUAAGGUCCUGUGUGCCGUGAUUGCGGGUCUCCUCCAGUUCUCCUUCCUCUGUGCCUUCUGCUGGAUGUCUCUGGAGAGCGCCCUACUCUUCAUGACGGUCCGGAACCUGCAGGCCAUGAACUACCUGACAUCCAAACGCUCCCAUUUCCCGUAUAUGGGUAUAGCCGGUUUCGGAAUUCCUCUCAUCAUCAUUAUCGUCUCUGCAGCUAUGCGGCCGGAUGGCUAUGGAACAGAAAAAUAUUGUUGGCUCCAUCUUGACCUCAUCUGGAGUUUCCUGGGUCCAGUGUGCGUGUUCAUCACUACGAACUUCACUCUUCUGGUUCUCACCUUUGCGCUUCUCAAGAAGAAAAUGGCCUCUCUUAAUUCAAACGUUUCAACCAUAAAGCAUACCCGUCUUCUGACAUUCAAGGCUUUGUCCCAACUCUUCAUAUUGGGCUGUACCUGGAUUAUUGGAAUCUUCCAGUUUGGAUCGGGCGCCUUGGUCAUGUCCUACAUCUUCACCAUCUGCAACAGUCUCCAGGGAUUGUACAUCUUCUGUGUGCACUGCCUGCUCAACCGCCAGGUAUGGAAAGAAUAUAUGAUGGGAUUCCAUAGAUUCCAUUCCAAGAAGUCGGAGUCGGAAACCAUGUCUAGCAAUACAGCGCCCACCGCAUUAAAAUUGUCUUCUGACAUUCAAGGCUUUGUCCCAGCUCUUCAUAUUGGGCUGUACCUGGAUUAUUGGAAUCUUCCAGUUUGGAUCGGGCGCCUUGGUCAUGUCCUACAUCUUCACCAUCUGCAACAGUCUCCAGGGAUUGUACAUCUUCUGUGUGCACUGCCUGCUCAACCGCCAGGUCAUGUCAUACUUGAUUAUCACGUCUCAUGA